Cannabis sativa is the source of this 1496-nucleotide messenger RNA. Its product is annotated as probable prolyl 4-hydroxylase 9. The record is from RefSeq and is a predicted model, not a curated record. Gene Ontology annotation, molecular function: iron ion binding; L-ascorbic acid binding; procollagen-proline 4-dioxygenase activity. The transcript has 9 exons. Bases 171 to 1052 code for a protein of 293 amino acids. Lineage: Eukaryota; Viridiplantae; Streptophyta; Magnoliopsida; Rosales; Cannabaceae. Gene Ontology annotation, biological process: peptidyl-proline hydroxylation to 4-hydroxy-L-proline. Gene Ontology annotation, cellular component: endoplasmic reticulum.
GUAGAUAAAAUUUGUCCCGCCUGUGUUUGUGCUGUGAAAUAUAAAUUUGUCCUUGUCUUGUCUCUUCCUAGCUCAUUGACUUUCAGAUUGACUUUUCCUCCCAUAACCGCUUUUCUUAAACGAGAAACCUUCCGCCAUUGGACAAAAUCUUCAUUUUGGAUGCUCCAACAAUGAGAGGGAAAAACCUUAAACCCAACUCCACCUUCAAGACCAAGCUAGGGUUACCAUUCGUUUUCCUUCUCUGCAUCUUCUUCUUCCUUCUUGGAUUUUUUGGCUCAAAUCUUAUCGCACAGGAUCAGGAAUUUAGCGGUGAUGGUAGAGCGAUAGAGAGAAGGCUGGAAUCGACGAAAGAACAAACAGAGUAUGAAUUGUUGCUCACUGGAGAGACCGGUGACGAUUCAAUUACUGAAAUUCCUUUUCAGGUGUUGAGCUGGAACCCUCGGGCCCUUUAUUUUCCUAAUUUCGCAACUGCAGAACAAUGUGAUAGCAUAGUUAGUUUGGCAGAGCCAAGCCUAAGACCGUCGUCAUUGGCUUUACGAAAAGGAGAAACGGAAGACAACACAAAGGGAAUUCGAACGAGUUCUGGCAUGUUUAUUAGUGCUUUUGAAGACCAAACAGGGACUUUGGAAGUUAUUGAGGAAAAAAUUGCAAGGGCAACAAUGAUUCCCAGAAUUCAUGGCGAGCCUUUCAACAUUUUGAGGUAUAAUCUUGGUCAGAAGUAUGACUCUCACUAUGACGCGUUCAAUGCAGAAGAGUAUGGCCCUCAAAAGAGCCAAAGGGCGGCCUCUUUUUUGUUGUAUCUAUCUGAUGUGCAAGAAGGUGGUGAAACAAUGUUUCCUUUUGAGAAUGGUCUUAACAUGAAUGGGAACUAUAAUUAUGAGGAUUGUAUUGGUUUAAAAGUGAAGCCUCGGAAAGGGGAUGGGCUUCUGUUUUAUUCAUUGUUUCCAAACGGUACAAUUGAUCCGACAUCACUUCACGGUAGUUGUCCUGUAACCAAAGGGGAAAAAUGGGUGGCUACCAAGUGGAUCAGGAAUCAAGAAUUUGAGGAUUAGCAUUUGUACAUACAUUGAUGUGGCAAUGUAAAUUUGGAGGAUAAAAUAGCAGGAAAAACCAGUGUAAAGGGAAUCACACUUUUGGUGCGAGGGUGGUCAGAGUGAGUGAGACGGUGGGUGUGGCUUACAAGUACUGAAGUUGAGAAUGGGAAAAAAGAAGUAUUGUUGAGUUAAAGAAUAAGGGCUCUCAAAGAACCAGAGAAUCGACAUUCAUUUUAUGGUCACUCAUUUUACAAUAAAAUUAAGCAGAGUGUGACAUAAAGACCACAUUAUUGUAAAACUUACAAGUUAUAUUUUGAGGGGUAUUAUUAAUAAGAUAGAGGGUGGUACAACUUUGUAGUAUAAAAAGUUCAGGGGAUGAAAUUGCUAUAUUCAUUUUAAUGUAUAGUAGUUUCUUGUCAAGGCUACUUAUUCUACUUUAAUCAAAGGUUAUGAUUUUCGUUC